Molecule: messenger RNA, 1040 nt
Organism: Anopheles maculipalpis
Lineage: Eukaryota; Metazoa; Arthropoda; Insecta; Diptera; Culicidae
Product: serine protease 27-like
Exons: 2
Coding region: 23-1015 (330 amino acids)
Biological process (GO): proteolysis
Molecular function (GO): serine-type endopeptidase activity
Source: RefSeq, a predicted model, not a curated record
GGGCGCGGUUACUUGCGGCAAGAUGUCCAUCCGUACCGGACGGAUACGCGUGUUUCUCUUACCGUCAUCGGUGACCGUGGUGCUGGCACUGCUACUGCCGGCAACCCCAGCCGAAGCGUAUCAGUGCUUUUGUGGAGUUCGGCGUGCACAGAACGAAACCAUCUAUCCGGACAUACCGAUCGAACCGGGCGAAUGGCCCUGGCACACGCUCAUCUACUACUGGUCGGGUUCGAGACUUGAUCCGCCGGCCAAAAUCUGUGAAGGAGCCCUUAUUGACGAGCGGUUUGUGUUGGCCGCUGCUCACUGUCUGACGGUGCGUGGCAGUACCGACGGUGAGCUGCUGCCGGCGGAUCAGCUCGUAGUGCACGUUGGUGUCGUAUCGGUACAGCAGGACAAUGAACGUUCGCGACGGUUCCAAGUGCGUAACGUGACGGUGGAGGAUGAAUCGGAUCUAGCGCUGAUCGAAUUGCAGCUCAGUGAACCUCGAACCAUCCCGAAACUGCUGCCCGAUUCGAGUCUCUCCAGUGAGGAGGAUGGUAGUGGUGGUGGCGUUAAUCAAGUGCAAGAAGACCUAAUGCCGGUAGCUGACAGUGGCUGGAAACCUAUCCCCGUCUGCCUGGUCGAUGCACUCGACCUAACCUCACUGUACGGCACGGAAAUGUACAUACUCAACCAAAGCCAACGGAACCGGCUCGGCGGCUACGAACCGGUACGGCUCGUGCUGGACGAAUUUCUGCUCUGUUCCGGAUCUACGCUCGCCAUGAAGUCACGGUCCAUCAAUGGCACGACCGUUUCCUUCACCAUUAAAGAUCUCAACCUACCCAGCAACGAUCGGGGUACGGCACUCUACUUCAAGCAUCAGGGCACGUGGAGUCUGCUCGGAUUUACCGUGUCACGGGCCAGCCGCCAAUGGACGCCCGGGUCCGUCUGUUUGCCGAACGACAUCAUUUCCUUCGAUUGUCUCUAUCCGGCGCUCGACUGGGUGAUGGAAAACUUUGCCGACACCAACAGCUAGGAUGAGGGAUCUAUUGUGUGUCGGU